AAGGAAAAAACCCAAAAAACAAAUAAAUAAGGAAGAAAAAUAUCUAUUUUAGUAGAAAAAUCCACGACAACUUCCUUUUAUUAUAGCCACAAACACAGACCGACUCCGGCGCACAUUAGCCACCGUUGGUUAUCUGGCGCUAAACUACACUUCUCCAGCCACUGCAGGUUCUGCACCACUUGCUUCUUCUUCCUCUACAACAAGCCUUUCAAUAUAACCUGUUUCCUCUCUCUCUCUCUCUCUGCAGGUUUGGAGUUUGGUGUGCUAGUUGCUAUGGCUUCUUUGAGACCAACCCUUUCUCAACUUUCCCUUUCCAAAUCCAAUUUUUCCAGACACCCCACAAGGAAUAUUAGUCCCCCAGAUUGUUUUUUAGUCAGAAGGAUCGGAAAGUUUCAAACUUUCACUGCUUCCAAGUUCAUGGUCUCCUGUACUUCUCAAAAUUCUCAGAACCAAAAUAAUGGAGAUGAAGCUCCAGAGUCAUUAUUCAUGAAGGAAUUGAAGAGGAGGGGCAUGAACCCUACAUCUUUGCUUGAGGAUUACAAGCAAAGCAGCAACGUACUUGAUGAAGAGGUGUAUGUGAAUGAAGAAGAUAGAGGUUCCCCAAAAAGAAGUGCUGUCUCAACCAAUAUUGAGAGGGGUCUUGAAAAUCAGAGGGAGCGAUCUAUGGCGCUGAAUAGUGAAGGUCUUGAGGGCUUGGUACCUCGAGCUAAACUUCUGUUGACACUGGGAGGAACAUUCUUCUUGGCAUUUGGGCCGUUGAUCCUCGUAACCGUUGCAUUGUUUUCUGCUCUUUACUUUUAUUUUGGACCGUCUUUUGUUCACGACGGAAGCAAUAUGUCUUUAUCUCCUCCACAAUACGUGGACCCCUAUGAACUUCUAGAGGAUGAAAGGAUAUCUCAGAUAGCACCUCGGCUAAAUUGAAGGCGACGAAGUUACACAUUUUAACUCUUAGGUAUUCAGCUAUACAUAUAUCAAUUUCUGUUCACUUAGCCUCUGUUGAUUUAGCUCCUUUGUAAAAUAUCAUCCUGGAAAAAACUUGUUAUCUAUUUUGCGUUCAUCAUUGGCUAAAUUCUUUUCAUGUGCCUUUUUGCAUUUUGCAUAUAUGUUGUGUAUAUUUGAAAUCUAAAUGAAAGCCCCAUUAGAAGUAGCAUUACUAUA
Molecule: messenger RNA, 1158 nt
Organism: Lotus japonicus
Lineage: Eukaryota; Viridiplantae; Streptophyta; Magnoliopsida; Fabales; Fabaceae
Exons: 4
Coding region: 274-921 (215 amino acids)
Source: RefSeq, a predicted model, not a curated record